AAGCACAGUCUGUUUGUUAUUAAUCUUCAAAACACUCUAAAUCCCAAAACCCCAAGCUCAUUUCUCCCACUCGGACAGUCUUGCACAGAUGACUGGUCCUCGACCCGCUCGAGCAAACACUGCAUAGCCUCCGCCGAGUAAAUUCUAAAACCCUAAACCAGGGCUUUUACAUAUUCUCUUAUAACCCCCCCAAAAAAUGGACGAAGGAAUGCAGCCAUUCCAACAAAGCUUAAUCGAGCUCGAAAACGAAGCCGAGCAUCUCCUAUUAGCUCGAAAUCAGGUGAUUGAAAAUGAUAAAGAGAGGAACGGGAACAGAGAAGCAUUGACAGCUUUAAGGAAGAGAGCCAGGACUACAAAAACUAGCAUAAAGUCUCCUUUUGAGUCGAUAAUGAAGGAUAUUGGGAAGUCGGGAUCAAGGACUGCUCCUUUAGUGAAAGAAAUUUGUGGGACUUGUGGUAAUCAUGACGAGAAAGAGAAAACUUGGAUGAUGUUUCCAGGAAGUGAUGUUUUUGCUUGCAUUCCAUUUCAUGCUACUCACACUAUCUUGGACAAAUAUCAAGAAAGGCUUGAAUAUGAAGCAAAAAAACUUCAAAGCUAUGUAAAGGAAAAGACCUUUCUUAUUUCAGAAAAAGGUGUGCUCGCUGACAUGAUUAGCCCGGGUGUGCUUAGGUCCUUAGUAACCUUAACAGACAAACCAAAGUAAACUAGGCUUGUAAACUUAACCUUGCCUGUUCAAUAAUGGUUUCGCAAAUGCUGUGUGUUGUCUCUAGUUUAUCUUUCCAUGUUCAGUUACAACUCGGACAAGAAUUGAGCUGUAUUUCAAA
Messenger RNA from Populus euphratica (Euphrates poplar), 824 nucleotides. RefSeq lists its product as uncharacterized. The transcript has 4 exons. Lineage: Eukaryota; Viridiplantae; Streptophyta; Magnoliopsida; Malpighiales; Salicaceae. Bases 197 to 703 code for a protein of 168 amino acids. The record is from RefSeq and is a predicted model, not a curated record.